AUGAUUAUUUGUUUAUUGCCUCAGGAUAUUGUUACAGGCCCUAAGCAGCCAUCUGAACCCUUUGACGAAGAUGAUUCCUCUGACGACGAUGAUAAGGUUGAUCCAGUUUUGAAGAAAGAGUUCUAUCGCCAACUUCACGAGUCCGAUGGAUUCGAUGUUGACAUAACUCUUCCAAACAGUUCAUUCUCUACGUUCAAAUGUGAUGACAACAAUCGAGAUUCAGAUCGUGACAUGCUUGACAUUUAUGCUAGAGUAGCACUCCAUUGGUACAAUUUUCACAAGGGCUCUAACUUCCAGUUAUCGACCAUAUACAAAUAUAAUUCAUUACUAUGGAAUAUUUUCUUUUACGUUUACCACAUAACAUUGGAGGCGAUGGAUCCAACAGACGAAUCCUGUUUCACUUUCCAAGCGUCUGUUACAAAUGAUGCGCGUGUAUAUGACAAAGAGUUGAAGAUAGUUUUGGACGGUUGUAGGAUAAAACCUCAAAUUCCAGGUACUGGAGACAAAAUAGAUCGAUGGGACUACAUGUAUCAUAAUGAUGAAUUUUACAACGGCCAUCUACCUAAAUGGUAUUCGGAUGACGCAUUAGUGAUGCCAUCCAGUGAUAAGCACAAUCAGUUUUAUCAAGUGCAAGAUUCAGAUAUUCGAGAAAACGAUUGGCUUAACAUGUAUGCUGAGAUCGCGCUCUACUCGCUGCAUGAAGGAGAUGGAUCGUUGCUAGAGUCUUGGCUGCCUGUGGAGAUCAGCAAGGUCGUUGUACAAACCUGUGAAGAUGUAAAGUCGUCAAAGGAAACGUUGAAGGCCGGGAAUGCAAUCUUCUACAUUGCUUUCAAGAACUUGAAUGCUCCUCCUAAUGGCCGGCUCCAAGAUCACAGAGCCAUCGUAAGAAGAGUCACCGAUGGCGUUCCGGGACACGUCUGUCUUGAGUUUAAGUGCUGGCGCCAGAAGUAA
This is a messenger RNA of Microthlaspi erraticum, 951 nucleotides long. The record is from the annotation of a GenBank genome assembly. Lineage: Eukaryota; Viridiplantae; Streptophyta; Magnoliopsida; Brassicales; Brassicaceae.